Messenger RNA from Scatophagus argus, 2011 nucleotides. It is a transcript of the gene asnsd1, whose product is annotated as asparagine synthetase domain containing 1. The transcript is spliced from 3 exons. The coding region runs from base 1 to 1833 and encodes 610 amino acids. The record is from RefSeq and is a predicted model, not a curated record. Gene Ontology annotation, molecular function: asparagine synthase (glutamine-hydrolyzing) activity. NCBI's taxonomy places the organism in Eukaryota, Metazoa, Chordata, Actinopteri, Scatophagidae.
AUGUGCGGCAUCUUUUGUCUGCUGAGUCCUUCACCGUCUCACUUUGAGUGGGACAAAACUGUUCAUGAACAUUUGAAGAAACGAGGGCCCAACCUGAGUCAGGAUCUCACGGUUAGAGGUCCUGGCUAUCAGUGUUUGUUCUCUGCCCACGUUCUUCACAUGAGAGGUCUUCUUACCCCUCAGCCUGUUCAAGACAACCCUGGAAAUGUGCUGGUGUGGAAUGGGGAGAUUUUUGGAGGUCUCCCAGUGAUGCCAGAGGAAAAUGACACUGCUGUUUUCUCCCAGCGGCUGUCGUCGUGCAGCAGCCCUUCAGAGAUUCUGUCCGUUCUGUCCUCCAUACAGGGACCGUGGGCAUUUAUUUACUACCAGAAAGCCGAAGGUUACCUCUGGUUUGGCAGAGACUUCUUUGGCAGGCGGAGUUUGUUGUGGAAGUUUGAUGCUGAGGUCAAUGCCUUGACCCUGACUUCUGUGGCAGCCCACACUUCUGGACCUGAUUUGUCAGCUUGGCAGGAAGUCCCAGCAGUUGGCGUGUACAGGAUUGACCUGAAGGCAGUUACAGAAGCCAGCUCUGUGACAUUUGAGGUUCAUCCUUGGGCUCAUGGAGGAAAUAAUCUUUUCUCAAGCUGCAGUGAAACUAUAUUGGAAUCUGUCCCCAGUGGCUGCACUGCUGUGAUGAACCAGUCAGGCCUCAAACUCGCCUCACCUGUGUGCCCUCUUAAUACAUCCAUCCCAAAGUCAUUACAUGAGAAGGAAAUUCUUUCAAAGUCAUGUAUUAAGAAUCUGGAGCAGCUGCUUGCAAGCAAAGAGAAAAACAACGAGGUGAAGCGCCUCAUCCAUGUUCUCAGUGAGGCAGUAAGGCGUCGGGCUCAGUCCCUGCCUUACAGGACACAAGACAAUCCCCCUCCUACUAAUGACCAGGCUAGUGUUGCUAUACUUUUUUCAGGAGGCGUUGAUUCAAUGAUCCUGGCUGCUUUAGCUGACCGUCACAUACCUGCUCAUCAACCAAUAGACCUUCUCAAUGUAGCGUUUAAACUACAGGAGCCAAAGAAGCAGAAAGAGUCUACAAAGAAACCAAGAAAACACAAAAAUAAACCCACAGAUCUGAAGACUCAUGGAGCUGAUACCCCGACACCCGGCCCGUUUGACGUCCCGGACAGAAUUACUGGCAAAGCCGGUCUCAAAGAAUUACAAGACUUGAAUCCUGAAAGAAAAUGGAAUUUUGUAGAAAUCAACGUUACGCAGGAGGAGCUGCAGAAAAUGCGUGAGGAGCGCAUUUGUCAUUUGGUUUACCCUCUGGAGACGGUGCUUGAUGACAGCAUUGGAUGCGCUGUGUGGUUUGCUGCGAGAGGGACAGGGUUCAUCAUGGAGGACAGCGACCAGAGGCCAUUCACUUCAUCAGCAAAGGUAAUUUUGACGGGGAUUGGAGCAGAUGAGCAGCUAGCAGGUUACUCCAGACACAGAGUGCGAUUUACGACGUCUGGACACGAAGGACUGAUCCAGGAACUGGCCAUGGAGCUGGGACGGAUCUCUUCCAGGAACUUGGGCAGAGACGACAGAGUGAUAGGAGACCACGGGAAAGAGGCCAGAUUUCCCUACUUGGACGAGGACGUGGUGAGCUACUUGAAUUCUCUGCCCGUGUGGGAGAAGGCAGAUCUGUCACUUCCUCGAGGUGUCGGGGAGAAACUCCUCCUGAGGCUGACGGCGAGGCAGCUGGGCCUCGGCCAAUCAGCUGUCCUGCCCAAGAGAGCCAUGCAGUUUGGCUCCCGCAUCGCGAAGAUGGAGGACAAACGUGAAAAGGCUUCGGACAAAUGCACAAGACUCUUCACUGGGUAGACGGAUCGCUGCUAAAUAUAUAAAUCAUUUUAAUAGAAAAUUUUCAUUACAAAAUGACAUACAAUUGAUACUUAAUGCUUACAGUUUAAGUUCUUGAUUUCAUGUUACAGAUUCAUGAAGUUAUUUUUGCCUUGGACACUUUUUUAACAUGGCACAAUAAAUGUUGUGUUUUUAUCCA